AUGAUCGUUAUGGCUUCUGAGUAUCAGCAACCAACAAUAGAUUCUAACAUUACAUUUCCCAUAUCUACCUCUCACCUAGCGCAUCGACAUCGAAGCAAACCCCAGUUCGAGAAGAUUCUCCUCGAGAAGUACGUGAACCGUGACCUAGCGCAUACUGCUGCAGUAGUGACAGAUCAGCGAUACUGGAGAAAGACAUAUACAGAUCUCAGAGAUGAAGCAGAAGAUUAUAGGAAAGUCCGCCAAGAGUAUAGACAAUGGUUUCCACCCAGUCGACUAUACGGGCACGGUUACAGUGGCUAUGGCAAUGGACACACGGACGGGCCACCGAAGCUAAUAUAUCCAAAUGCAAAGCCUAGACUUGGGCACAGAAAGACGGCCAGGCUCAGAAUCAAACGAAAUGAAUUGGCUCAGCAAGCAGAACAAGUGGAAGUGCUUGUACCAAUAAGAUUAGAAGUAGAUUGGGAUAAAAUAAGGUUGAGGGAUACGUUCACUUGGAAUCUUCAUGAUCGAAUCAUUUCAACGGACUUAUUCGCCGCACAGCUUGUGGAGGACUUGGGCUUAGCGGUACCUCCUGCAACCCCACUAGUUGAGAUGGUUCAACAUCAAGUACGUGGGCAACUAAACGACUUUUAUCCUCAGGUUUAUAUCAAGGAAGACGCACUAGAUCCAGAACUGCCAUAUUCGGCUUACAAAAAUGAAGAGAUGCGAAUACUUAUCAAACUAAAUAUAACUGUAGGAUCUCACACAUUAGAGGAUAAGUUUGAAUGGGAAAUCAAUAACCCUUUAAACUCACCAGAAGAAUUUGCCCUCAGUAUGACCCGGGAACUAUCACUUUCAGGCGAAUUCACAACUGCCAUUGCUCACUGUAUUAGAGAACAAAGCCAAUUAUAUACACGAAGCUUAUAUAUUGUGGGAUAUCCAUUCGAUGGGCGCCCAUUGGAGGACGCUGAUUUAAUCUCGGCAUUUCUACCAACACCCUUACCAGCUGUGCUUCGUCCCCAACAACAGGUGCGAGAAUAUGGGCCAUAUUUGUAUGAGUUGACUGAGGCAGACUUGGAAAGAAGUGAAGUCAUAUACUCUCGAGAGCAGCGGAGACAGAAGCGCUCAGUAAAUAGAAGGGGUGGACCAGUUUUACCAGAUCUAAAGGAUAGGCAAAGGACAGUACGCACACUAGUUGUCUCCUCAGUAAUUCCAGGUGCAGCAGAAACGAUAGAAGAUAGCCGAUUAUACAAGCGUGUGGGACCCUCUGGCAGAGGGAAACGCUCUGGCCCACGGGAUGAGGACAUUUCUGACCUUUCAGACAGUGAAGACUCAGCUCCUGAAUCACCUGCCAUAUCGAACCUUUUAUCUGGGACAGCAAGGACAAGAGGAAUGCGUGGUGCAGCUACAGUAGCACAGCAGCGAAUGGCAAAUUUGGGGCGCUCCGAGACGCCGGAAAUUGCUGCUCUCCAUCACCAUGAAACAAGGAUAUCUGCAAGAAGGCUUGGUCGUGAAGCUCGUGAAGGAAGUACAGAAAUAUCUUCAAUGAUCAUAAAAUUAGAAAUUGGCAAAGAAAAGUUCAGAAAGUUUUUACGAGAGCUUGAGUCAAGAACUAAAUCAUCAAACACUCACACAAACCCCCAGCACAAUCGGUCUACAACAUCUAACAAAACCGGAGCGCGGGCUGCAGCUCCCAUCACUAUGGCGCCACCAUCAGCUACUGGUGUCCAACAUAGACUUCAACCAACAAACCCUACCCCAUCUUCUAGCCAAGGACAAAUUGGUCGUAUCGAGGCACCACCUCCACCACCCUCCGGUCAACCCAACCCACCACCUCCACAACCUCCAACCUGGCUUACUUCUGGUCUCACGGAACUACUCAAAUCUUACCCGAAUGAUCGUUUUGAAGGUGUAAUGCGAUACUCAGCCGUUAAUUCUAGCACCGAGACUCCUUGUGCAGCGCCAUCACCAGGACAGUCGACGGAAGGUAUUAAGUGGAUGUACCUACCACGAAUUAGAUGUCAUGAUUGCCCUGGAAAGCUUUAUACACCUGGUCCAGAAGCUACAGUUGGUAACUUUGAAGUUCAUCUAAAGAAUCGUCAGCAUAGAGAACGGGUAGAGUUAAGAAUAGCAUCCGGACUGAGCAGAGGCCAGACUAAAAACAGCUUUUAA
This is a messenger RNA of Blumeria graminis f. sp. triticale, 2151 nucleotides long. NCBI's taxonomy places the organism in Eukaryota, Fungi, Ascomycota, Leotiomycetes, Helotiales, Erysiphaceae. The record is from the annotation of a GenBank genome assembly.